AUGUGUUACUCACAAUGCCGAAUCAUCAUGUCGGGGAUAUUUGACAGGUACAUUGACAAAUGGAACACCUCCACAAAACAAAGAAGAAUGUCAAGUUCUAGGCUGGUCAACACCAGAUCGGACGUUGGUUUCAUACUAGGUCGCAGCUCAUCAGUCAGUAGUAGCGAGUCUAGUGGUCCGGAUAUCAUGAGCGAUGCCAUGAAGGACGACCAAGGUAUGGACACACAUACCGCAACAACUCCACCAGCAGCGAUUGUUGCUCCAAAUGUCCGCACUCAAUAUUCUUGGGGCAAAGAGAAGCCGGUCAUGGUUAAGAAGGCAAAAAAGAAGGAUAAAGGCGAUAACUGA
This is a messenger RNA of Saccharomycopsis crataegensis, 348 nucleotides long. RefSeq lists its product as uncharacterized. The transcript has 2 exons. The record is from RefSeq and is a predicted model, not a curated record. The coding region runs from base 1 to 348 and encodes 115 amino acids. Lineage: Eukaryota; Fungi; Ascomycota; Saccharomycetes; Ascoideales; Saccharomycopsidaceae.